AUGGCUUCUCCUUGGAGUCAUGGAAAGCAGUGUGCGUUUAGCGAGGGGGAAGGGUUUCGUGGUGAGCCAGCCUCCAGGAUCGGGGGUGAGCGCUGCAGCGCAGCGGAGGGGCUGGGUCUGCGCGCGAACUCCGCGAGGGGGAACGAGUUGGGGGGGGAAGCGGAGGGCGGAACUGGGCGCGGGGAAGGCGAACCGUGGGGGACGGGGAGGUCGGAAGCAGCGGAGACGGAAAGGUUUAAGGGAGGGGGCAUGGAGGGUGAGCGAGGUAGAGUUUCUGCUGGCGAGAAUACCACCGGAUCAUACGGGGUUCGUGCUGCUGUUGCUUCGGCAGUUCCCGCCGAACAGGCAUCAGCAGCAGCAGCAGGCGCAGCCGUACAGGCGCCAGCUGAGGCGGGAAACGCGGAGCUCCUGCUGUUGGAGAACGCGUCGCUCUUGUCCCUCAUCGAGCAGCAGCAGCAGUCGAUCGCGGCGCUGCGGCAGGCAGCGGCAAAGGCGGAGCGGGAGAAGUGGUCGCUUUGUGACGAAGUGGGGAUACUGAGAGAGGCCCUAGACGCAUCCACUGAGCACGUGGAGCGGCUAGAGGAGCGCGUGGCCUGCAUGGGCGGCGAGGGGGAAACCGGAGGGGAAGGAGAAGGAGGAGGGGGAGGAGAGGAAGGGGAAAGGGAAGGCGUAAGGCCCCAUCGCCCACCUCCUCCUCCUCUUAAGCGCCCGUCCCCCUCCCCGCCUGCCUUCCCAUCCCGGGCCACAGCCUCCACCUGCACGCCUGCAACAUCCUCUACCAGCCAUGGUGGUUCUUACAAGCAUGAGGCGGACAGCAGUGAUGAGAUUGCAGCUGUUGUGCUGAGGAGCAUGCAGCGGGCGCUUGGCACAGCGCACCACCGCACCGCCCGCCCCCUCCCUGCCUCUGCUGCUCCCACUGCUCGCCUGGAGCACACACCGGCACUCGCGGCUUCUAUGCAGCAGUAG
Messenger RNA from Closterium sp. Naga37s-1, 966 nucleotides. The record is from the annotation of a GenBank genome assembly. NCBI's taxonomy places the organism in Eukaryota, Viridiplantae, Streptophyta, Zygnematophyceae, Desmidiales, Closteriaceae.